Molecule: messenger RNA, 3041 nt
Organism: Haliotis rufescens (red abalone)
Lineage: Eukaryota; Metazoa; Mollusca; Gastropoda; Lepetellida; Haliotidae
Product: polypeptide N-acetylgalactosaminyltransferase 13-like
Exons: 3
Coding region: 109-1926 (605 amino acids)
Cellular component (GO): Golgi apparatus
Source: RefSeq, a predicted model, not a curated record
UUGUCCACUACGUGUAUAGUUUAUGAACUAUUAGCGCUUGUAUAUAGAGCCUUACGCAGUCUAACAAUAAAGUUUGUACACCAAUGUGCAGUCUGUCCACAGCACAUCAUGAGAAAACGGGUAAAUGGGUUACUGUGGGCAGUCCUCGCAGUUCUUUGGUUUCUUUUCACGACUGUGUUACUCUUUGGAAUACUGUCCAACAUAGUCAACCAAGAUAGACAGGAGGAGGAUCGGAAGGAGGAGACAAACGUCAGGCGGAACCUUCCUCAGACGAGGAUUUCCACCACCACCAAACGGAUGAUCGAGUCACUGUUGGAAGAGAAAACUGCAAGAGCAUAUAAGUUUACUAGAUAUUCACUUGAUGUUCAAAAGUCGCGCAGGCUUGAUGCACAUUUACGUAAAAUGUUGAAAACACACAAACGACCUAAAGAUAGUUAUUACAGUUUCAAUGUCACAAGAAGUGAAACGCUCUCAGUCACGCGAGAUGUGAUAGACGAGAGACCAGAUGAGUGCAAGAAAAGGAUGUUCAACUACUCGGCACUACCAACUCUAUCGGUUGUCACUCCGCUCCACAACGAGGCUCUUACGACACUAUUACGUCAUGUUCAUGCCAUUUUAAAUCGGACACCUCCGAAACUUCUCAAGGACAUUAUAUUAGUAGAUGACAACAGCACCUUGUCCUAUCUAGGGUCUGACUUUCAGGAAUAUUUAAAAAUUCUGGAUUCCAAAAUUCAAAUAGUUCGAAAUACACAGCGUGAAGGGUUGAUAUUGUCGAGAUUGAAAGGAGAGGUGAUGACACAAGGGGACGUGGUCGUAUUCAUGGACGCCCACAUGGAGGUGUGUGAGGGUUGGGCGGAGCCUCUCCUGGAGAGGAUAAAGAGCCAGUCUGCAAUUGUAGUGCAACCUGACAUUGCUGCAAUUGACGGUGAUACAUUUAGUCUCUACACAGGGUUCAAGGUCAAAUUCAGAGGAGGAUUUGGAUGGGACACGAGGUACAGCUGGUUACCGCUGCCGACAUACCACAGUCAGUUCCGGAACAGUGAAUGGGAUCCAAUUCCUGUUCCCAUCCUACAAGGUUCCUGCAUCGCAGUCAGCAAGUCGUAUUUCCAUACUGUCGGACGCUUCGAUGACGGCCUUGAGAUCUGGGGAGGAGAACAUUUUGAAUUGUCCUUCAAUGUAUGGAUGACGGGUGGUAGAAUUGAAACCAUGCCCUGUUCAAAGGUGGGUCACAUCUUUAAAAGCAAUAAGUACAGCUUUGGUCAAAAAAAGGAUAAGAAUUAUAUCGUUGCAAAGAAUAAUAUGCGUGUGGCAGAGGUUUGGAUGGAUGAAUAUAAACACAUAGUCCGAGCUGCUGUCAAAGCUUGGCAGAACCCUCUACCCGUGUUCACAGACGCUGAUUGGAAGUCAAUAGGAGAAAGAAAGAAAAUGAGAAGGCGACGUAAAAGUGAAUCGUUUAAUUGGUUCUUGAAGAAUGUCAUACCUGAAUAUAAGAUUCCAUCGAAAGACGAUUCCUUUUUUGGAGAAAUUCAAAACGUGCAGACGAAAAGCUGUUUUUUCGUUUUUGAUGACGACUACAUAGGAAUGACGUCAAAAUGUGAAACAUUUGUUAUUAUUCCUGAAAAUUCAUUUGCCUUUGAUAACUCUGGGAGGUUAAAAUAUGGAGACAAAUGUGUUGGAUACGAUAGAAGAACGUAUUUACUUCUGAUCACUGAAUGUCCGUGUAAACGUGGAGGGAAGGACGGGAUAACAUGGUCCUUCACGAAUGACCAGCUGGUGCUGACGGAGAAGUCGGAAACGUUGUGUGCAACGCAGGCCAACUCGGGCUUCAGCAUUCAUAAUGGAAAGGAAAUUGUUCAGUUACAGGCUUGUGAUAAGAAACGCAAAGUUCAAAAGUGGUCUUUUCAGUUUCAUUUUCUGUACAAAUGAGCAAGGCCAUGAUAUGCCUUAUAAGUGUUCGUAGUCUGACACUAACUUUGCUGGUGCUACAAUACAUGAACAUGAAGUCGUAGAUCAUGCAGUGGGGAAACGGUUACUAGGACCCAAGGUGCAGGUUGCUGUUCAAUCAGUGUAAUAUAAGAAUUAGCAUAGUAAGGGGGUGAUUGACUGUAUCUUCAGAAAUAUGACUGUUGUUUUAGCUAUUCACAGCAAGUGUUGCUUUUGUUUCGCUCCUGAGUGAGGAUGUGAUUGAACUGCAUAGACCAUGUUCAUCUGUUAGGUGAGGAUAUAUCUGUAUGUAGUUUCAAAGUGGAACGUGAAGGUUAACCCAGAAAUUGGUUCGUACAAAACUAGAUUGUGAAUUCUGUAAAGGACCACGAACGAGCAAUGAAUAAUUAACAAAUUGCAUUGAGAAACACAGUUUUAGGUUUACAAUCAAACAAGACAAUACAAAGGGUUAAAUAAGUGGCAACAUCAAUAAGUACAUGAAGUUAACAUGCCUUAGAAUUAAUGUACGAAUGUCCAGAUUUGUUUUACUGUAAAGACAAACCUGUCUCUGUUCUGGCAUCCGUAACAGUGUUGUCGCUCUUACGGAUAGCUUUCCAGAGACUUACCAAUCCCGAAACUUCUCGAACGAUCAAGACUGUCAUUUUUGUCAACAACCAUUAUGUUAUCAUGAUCUGUGUAAUCAACUACCAUGUACAACUGUAGAUAUCGUAGUCUUUCUUCAAAUUACAAACAUAAUACAUGACACGCGCGAUCGCACAUAUGAACUUUAAUUCGCUGUGUAAUUUUUCAAGCGUGCACAAUGUAAUGUCAAAGGAAACAUUCAACCAAACCAAUACUAUUUUGCCUUUUUGUCGAAAGUACCAUGAUACCUAUGCAAUCAAAACACAAUGGUUGUAAUGGGAAUUUUCGUUACAGUAAUGAUACUUUAGAGAUAACAUUUACAUGUUACAAUAGUUAUAGUAUAUAUGACACUUACACGAUAGAUAGAUACGAUUUAUAAGAUAGUUACACAGUGAAUAUACGACUGUUGCAUACUGUAUGUACGAGAGUUAUGACAGUUAUGCUAUGAACACUUGAAUAAACAUGUGAGAAAUACA